This is a messenger RNA of Anopheles bellator, 1866 nucleotides long. RefSeq names its product potassium/sodium hyperpolarization-activated cyclic nucleotide-gated channel 1-like. Bases 1 to 1866 code for a protein of 621 amino acids. NCBI's taxonomy places the organism in Eukaryota, Metazoa, Arthropoda, Insecta, Diptera, Culicidae. The record is from RefSeq and is a predicted model, not a curated record. Gene Ontology annotation, cellular component: membrane. Gene Ontology annotation, molecular function: monoatomic ion channel activity. The transcript has 10 exons. Gene Ontology annotation, biological process: monoatomic ion transport; transmembrane transport.
AUGGGCCGAAAGAAACAUCAAACCCGACCCACUGAACCACCGAGGGAGAAAGCGUCCGCCCACCGAGCAGGCCUUCCGAAAACUGUCGAAACGCCCGGUGGCUUGGGUGGAAAACGGAAUCAAAAUUUUCCAUCCCACAACUGCACCGUCAGCCACGAUGUGGACCUGGUGAAGCUGUUCAUCCCGGGCAACAGCAUCCUUCGCAGGUUCACACGCUGCUGGCGACGGCUGUGUCUGAUCGAUGAGAGCAGCCCUCUGGCACGUCAAGUAUUGCACAGCGACAUGGCUGUAAAGCGGGAAAUUUCACGCCAUCUAACCUACUACCCCUGCACGGUGCAUCCCUUGAGCCGGUUCCGGUUCGCUUGGGAAUGCCUUAUGAUAGUAACGUUUGCCAUGGCCUUCCAGAUGAUUCCGUACGAUGUGGUGUUUAUGUUUCGCGUCGAAGACUACUACCCAUUUACGGCGUUCCACUGGAUACUGCUUGCUACGGAUAUCAUUUGCCUGCUGGACGUGGUGAUGUCUUGCUACACGGGAACGUAUGAUCGCAGAAACCGGAGGGUGGAGCUUAAUCCUGCCACCAUUCGGUCACGGUAUCUCUGUGGUUGGUUCUGGAUCGAUACCAUCAGCUCGGCACCGGAUCCUAUCAUAACAAUACUUAUUCCUCCCGCAACCUUGGACAGGUCGCUGCUGUUCUGUCUGCAUAAACUGGAGUUCCAUCCCGGUUGCGCCUGGGAUCUGUGGAGCCUGGUAUCGGUGAUCAAGAUCUUUCGUUUUCGCACGUUCUUAAGAUACAUUAGGCGAUUUGGCGAACGGCUCAGAUUACGCCGGAACAUUAUCAAAUUCACGACCAUUUUGGUCACCGUUCUGACGGUGUUCCAUUGGGGCACCUGCAUCAUGUUUCUCGUCAUCCGAUUGGUACAGGGAACGGAUCCGGCCAUGGUGGACGAACGCUCUUGGACUCAAAAAGUCCCAUUUUGGAACCAGUCAUCCUUUAUUCGGUACCUCGAGUGUUCCUAUCGGAUACUGUACACCGUGACACAUAUCACGCACGACUUCAGUGAGUCCAUGACCUACGACGAUAUGCUGCUGUCUUUGCUCUUCACCAUCUGUGGGUACUUGCUGAAGGUCUAUCUGCUGGCUGAACUGUUAAUUUUCAUUCGCAUGCUGUUUUCGAGCACGAGUAAAUACCACGAGUACCGGUACGAGUUGAACAAUUAUAUGCGCCACGAGCAGCUGCCAGCCGUGCUGCAUAAGCAGAUCCUGGAGUUUUACGAUAUACGGCACCCGAAUAUCUACAGCCGCUGGUCGCUUAUCCGAUCGACCAUUGGCGAGCAGCUGUUUCGCCAAGUGCGAAUGGAAAUUGUAGGUCCCCUGCUCAAUGCAUGUCCACUGUUUGCCGAACUGCUCUCCGAACAGCAAAUGAUCGCCUUGGCGUGUGUAAUGGAUUUUCAAAUUUUUAUGAAGAACGACAUCAUCACCCGCUGCGAUGGCGGGGGUCGGGAAAGUGCCGUUGGAGAGUGGAAAAUGAUUUUCAUUGUUUCCGGAACGGUAGCAAUCUUUACCAGAGGAUGGAAGAUGGCACUGCAACUGGAAGACGGUGAACAUUUUGGCGAAUUUCAGCUGCUGCUGGACGAGUCCUGCGUUAAAUUCCCCAACCUGGUGGCCGUCGAAACAUCCGAGUUGUAUCUGUUGACCCAGGCAGAGUUCGAUCUAUUUAUGCAGCCGUAUCCAUCGCUCCGAGAAAAUCUCCGCUACCGGGCGAGAACACUCCUUCAAGAGAUGGAACAGAUGCGACUAAGCGACGCUGUUCAAAUGCUAGAAACUGUCGAAACCAUUCGUAUGCCGCCCAGAUCAAGGGUCUUCUAG